AUGGAGCUGCAGCUGCGGCAGGUUUUGGAACGUGACAGAACCUGCGCCGAACUUGCGGCGAGAUGCUUGUCGCUGAGUCGCAAUCUGAUCUCGGACGUGGUUGCAUUCUUGCUACUAGCGGCGACGCAUUUGACACAGACGGACAGCUUGCCUUCGCUUGAGGUGGUUGUGCUUUGGCAGUCACUCCCCGCAAGUCGCACCCCGCUGCCAAGUCGAACUGACCCCCAGCUCCAGAAGGUUAUGCAGGAUGCCUGGCAAACCAUGCUUGGAAUGCUGGUUAGUAACUUGCUCAGCCUUCGCUGGACCUUUCACCUGUUCGCCGGAAACGGGGCAGAGGAGGAGCUUGCACAGGCUGCGCCGGAAGGCAGCACGGCGCUGAUCGAGGCUCCGGAGAGCAUUCCUGCUGGCUUUCCCACACAAGUGCGACGGGUGCGAGAGGAGUUCGAGACUGGUCAAUUCAAGACAAGCGGACUGGCUGGGCCUUUUCGAGAGCCAGCACAGCAGGACGCGCGGGAGAACCUGUUAAUUGCUGUUGAGUCGCUCUUCGACCUGUUGUAUUUGAUCGGGGAGGUGCUUUCACAGUUCCAUCGAAUCAGCGACAGCUUGGGCGACUACGGAAUGAUCCGCGUGGCUUUGUGGCUCCAUCCCUGUUUGGACUGCAUGGUAGAGAAGCUUCAGCGGCUGCAAAGCAGUUUGAAAGGUCUGAACAGGGCUGUGGAUGCAGAGUUGGUGAUUGCGAAAGCGCGUGGAAGAAGCUUGAAGAAGCCACUGCCUUCCGAACGAAUGUCUGCUCGCGGCCAUGCGGCCAUCCAGCGAGCACUCGAUGGACGGGACUGUCACUUGGCGGCGUUGCUCCAGAGCCUGGAGGAGCUGAAGUCUCACUCAUCGCCCGAGAGACUUCCGCAUGUCGUUGAGGGCCUGGGCGAUGCUUGCUCUCAGCUCCAGAAUGUGCUCUCGUCCACGCACUUUCGUGCACGUGUUGGUGAUGCCUUCCCACGGCUUCCUCCUUUAGCCAACAUGGGGAGAGCAAGCAGCCGGCCUGCGCUUCGUAUAGAAAACGGCUCCGCCCUCGAGGACGAAGCUCCGAUGGGUGACUACAGCGAGCCAGAAGAAGAACAGGCCACAAGCGCCUGUGCCCCAAUGCAUGGACCUCGAUGUAUCCCUCGAAGCAGUGCCGGCGAGAGGACUCGUUCUCCCCAGCCAGCAACCAGCGCCGGGAAGGAUGCCAGCGCAGCAGCCCUUUCACUGCCCUUGCCCAAUCGUGAUCGGGCCAGAGAGGACAGCCCUGACAAAAGCGCUUUUCAGUCCUGUCUUUUCUUCGCGCAGGGGUCGUCGCGCAGGAGCGGGAGUGUGCCUGCCGCAAUCCGCGCGACCUGGCGAGCUUUGUGCGGAUUCAAGGAAACUGCCAUGCUGCCAGUUCCCCCUUUUCCGGCAGCGCUGCCUCCUGCACAUGACACCGACGCACCACGCGCGCCCGACUCUGGCGCACCAUCAGACUUGGUGACCAAUCUCCCCAGCGACGGAUGGAUUUCCCACACUGGUCCAAGAGGCCGCACAUCUUGGCACCACAAAUCUCUGGGUCCCGCGCCAUGGGGGAAUCGGCCAGAGGACUACUCGACGCCU
Symbiodinium necroappetens is the source of this 1623-nucleotide messenger RNA. NCBI's taxonomy places the organism in Eukaryota, Dinophyceae, Suessiales, Symbiodiniaceae. The record is from the annotation of a GenBank genome assembly.